AUGAUUAAUUGUCAUCAGCAGUUUCAAGAGCAGAAACUGGGUAAAGACAAUUCUGGGCAGUUGAGCAGUGAUGUUCCCCUUAAACAGAGGCUCCGAAGUGCAAGGCAACAUAAGUGUGAUGCAGCCUUUGGUUCUAACUCAGUGAGCCCCACAGCACCAUCAGGUAAAGACACGAAGAAGGAAGUUACCUCACUCGAAGACCAAAAUGCUGCUGCCAUCCAGUGCAUAGUGGAUGCCAAGAUCGCAUCCCAGAAAACAUCUGAAAUAAGCCAUAGUCAUCAGACGCAAAAGAAUGAUUGUACGACUAUGUCGGCCAGUGCAGAAGACACUCAGACACUUAUCACUCCAUCUUCCAUUGAUAAUUCUUCAGAAAAGCCUUGUAACCCCCCAAGCCAUGAGACGAGCACUAGUCCAGUCGUAGUUAACUCCUUGCAGAAAGAAACGAAUCAGAUUUUAGAUGCAAGUGACAGAAAUGAUAGUGUAGGAAGUUCAGAUACUGCUAAGGUAGUGAAUAAUGCUGGAGAAGUUAUUUUAUUUGAUGGUAACCUGGCAUUUGUGGACAACAGUGCCUCAUUUUCACAUAUCGCUGAAAGUGGUAGCAACAUUUUAUCAAACUCUUUAGCACUUACAACACAGUUGACUCCUCCAUUUGUUGUAACAUCACAGCCAUCAGUUUCCACUUCUGGUACUAGCCAGGUUAUGACAAUCACGAUACCUGGUUCUACAGACGCUAUUCAGCAGGCAGCUUCACUCAGUGGAAUUUCUCUCUACUCACCACCUGAAGUAGCAGUGCCUCAUGAUGUUGCUACACAGAAUGCAAAUCAGGUUGUUUCCUUUGCCAUUCCAGACACACACAAUAUUAAGCCUGUAAUACAUGAGCAGGAUCUGAUGUCAGUGUCAACUGUCAUCGUGUGUGGGAAUGAUGGGUUGAUUCCCCAGUUCAUCAGUUUGCCACAUCAGGACUCUUUGAGAGAUGAUUUUCUGCUGCCAGGAUCAGGUGGAACUCGCUAUGUGCCCAUUGUUCCUCGAGAUACACCAGUAACUACGUUGACAUCAGUAAUUAAACCUCCUCGUAUGGGUGCUAUUCUGCCUCGGAAAACAGAUGUAUGCCAGCCAAUAGUGAGGUGCCCCAUCUCAACGGUCUUGAACAAUAAUCUGAGCACUUCUAAAAUGGUUGACCCUAAGCUUGGGACAUUAAAGCAGGCCGAAACCUUCACAUCACAGCGAAAGAAGCAGAUUUCUUCAAUUAAUAAAAAGAAAGGGAUUAGGAAUAGGAUUGGGGUCCGAACUCGUUCCCAAGUCAACAAGCCAAGUAGGCCUCCUGCAGCGAGUGCUACUUGCACUGAUGAUAGGAGAGGUGAUGUCAGGGUGAUGUGCUCAAAUACAGGGCAACAGUCAACAGAUUGUAGCCGUAGUCUUCCUAGUAUCAUUCUGGAGUCACCACCAGCAAAAUUGCCAUUAAUUACUGCACAAGAAGAUGGGGUAACCAUAUGCAGUGAAGCAGGGCGAGAAAGGUUGCUGGGAGCCCUUAAUCUAAAAGAAUCAACUGAGAGCUGUUUGAACUCAAAGCCAGCAUCAGAUGAACUGGAUGCAGAUGUAAAGAGUAAAAGUAAGAUAGAAGCAGACGGAAAUAAAAGUAUAAAAUCUAAAAGUGAUUUCAUAUUGCAAAAUGUUGAUAAAUAUCCACCGAGCCCACAUCUUAUGACACUUGUGAAUCUCAGCAAAAAUUUUGCCAAUACUGGACAUUCUAUAUCAACUCAUAUUCCUGGCACAUCUAAUGAAACCACUGGUAAAAAGUGCAGUGAAGACAAAUUGACCCAGAAGUCUCGUGAAACCCCACAACCAACAACUUCUCGAGGCAGGGCAGGUACGAAUGACAAACGGAUGAGUCUCAGUACACCUCGCAGACAACGUCACGUACGGGCACUGGACUUUACAACACCGCCUAAGGCCAGAACUGUCCCUAAACGUUUACAGUCUAAAGGAUCUUCUCCUAAAACAUCAGAGAAAUUAGUUAAGACUUUACGAAGGACGACGAACAGCGGUGUAAGUAAAGUAAGGUCAACUCUUUUUAAAUCUCCUCAAAAUGAGUCAGAAACUGUUUCAAGUGAUGCAUCUCCAUUCACUACAGUCUCAGCGUUGCCCAAUGCAUGUUCUGAUAUUUGUCACAGUAUCUUACCACCCAUUGCAACACGAAGCCCACUUCCUCAGCUUUGUGGAGGGUGGGACAAUGCAGCGGGAGUUGGGCAAAUUAUUUGUGAUGAUAGUAGUGUGGUGAGAGAAGAAGCAAGAUUAGAUGAUGCAGUUGGGUCCAGUUUGCCUGUGACAGAAACUCAGGAUAAGACAAAUCUCUCUGAUAAGCAGUCUGAAGUUACAGAAAGGUCAACAAGCCUUCUGAAAAACUGGGAGACUGGACAUAAAGUGACUCCUAAACUUGCAGAAGGAAGUUUGAUGAGCAACAAGAACUUGCCACGUACAAAAAAGGCGUGGGAUUCUGAUCUUCGAGUACAUGUGAAUGUUCACCGUGAAGAAUCCCAGCUACCAACAAAUGAUAAAAAGAAAACGAAAAAGGAAAAGGAAUCAAAACCAACAAAAUCAAAGAGAAAAUCCUCACAGGAGGCCAAAAAGGAAGUUAGUAGGCUAGAAGAGCAUCUGAACAAAAAUGAGAGCAUGGACAAUGGAAAUAAAAAUACAGAUCCAGAAAAUACAAAUCGGGUAUCUGAAAAUAUGCCUUCAAGUUCAGAUAUCUCUGUAAGGAUAUCACCUAAUGAUUCUGAGGAAACAGAUCUUGGCAGCGAAGCCAAAAAUCAGAAGAGAGACUUAAAUACUGCAGGUACUGUUCGAGUUACAGGGAAGUCUUAUCCGCCAAGGAAAGGUGUUGAGCUAAUAAGUGAAUCAAUUGAGAAACUGUCAAUAAAGCCCAAGACAUUUGUUGCACUAGACACAUUGACUGAAAGAAAGGAUCUUGAUCAGCUCAUUGGUGAGGCAGACAACCAAGGUACCAGCGACCGGAUCGAAGCUGUCAAGGAGGAUACAAAGAUACAAAGAAAAGAGAAUUUGGCACUUGAAACUGCAGAUAGUAAUGAAGUUGACCUUUCUAAAUCUUCGGAUUCAUCUACCACGGAAACUGUAAGUCCUAAUACAUCAGUUGGGCCAGUUCUUAACGUAGCCUGUAGUUCCAUAAUUAUCCAGUCACCAACAAAGCUGAAAGGUGCAGAGGGAAGAAUAGUUCAUCGAAAUUUGCAUGUGCACCAAUCGCCAAAUGUCGUUGAUAAUGAGACACUUGUGAUCCAUACUGAUGAUACCAGUUCGGUUACUGAUACAUUCAAGACAGGCUGUGAAUUGAAAGGCAACACAGUUACUGGUGAAAGUGCAGCUGAAGAUCAGUGUGUUCCUGUCUUAGAAAAUCAGGAGCUUGUUCCCCCAACAUCUGAGUUUUGUCCUUCAGACUCCCAGAAAGAAGAUAUCCAAAUGUCUCAGAAUUGCAAAUCCAGUUCCAGUAAAGAACCAUCUUUUGCCAGUGUACCAGAUAAUGCUUCAUUAAAAAAGUUAAGGACACAGACAGAAGCGUGUGAUACAGCAAAUAGAUCAGAUGCACAACCAAAGUCAGUUACUGAUUUUGUUCUAGAUACUCCAAGAAAGACAGAUGACCCUGGUUCAACAUGCUGGGGUUCUGAUUUUGUGUUCAUACCUCUAACACCCCGCAUGAUGAGCCCAUAUCCAGAUGAUACUCCAGUUACAAAGUUGGCAGAUGGAAAUUCUUGUAUAGAUUUUUCUUUAAUACAAACUCCCAGUUUUCCACCCACACCCAACAUUGCAGUGACACCUCAGCUAUAUAAUACAAGUCCAGAUACUCCUUCAUCUUAUGCAAGAAGGUCAACAGACCGUUCUUCAUGCUCACCAUAUUACAAGCCAACUGGAAAACUGGACUCCGCAGCUUUGUCAAAGCCACUGGAACAGUUGUUGGUAGAGGAAUGCAGAAAAUUAGAAAACAGCACUGUACGGUCUUCAGAUGGUUAUAACAAAUGCCAUAAGGAAGAUGGUGGAGAGAAUGCUCAGCCUGAUAGUGGACAGGGCCAACCAUUACCUGUUCCAGAUAAAAGUCUUGAAAAAGCAACAUCAUUAUUGCCAGAUCAUGUGACUAAUGUUCAGGUCAAAGCAUACGUUGGAAAGAAGCUUGUGUCAGGUAAAACAGGCGAAGGACGAGUAGAUUCCUUAGUUGGUGCACCUACUAAGGCACCUUCACCAGAGAAGCAAAAGCAGGCAAAGGAGAUGACGCAGAAAAGAGGUACAAGGGAUCGUGGAAAUACUGCCAAGUCAGACCAUACAAACAUUAAAGCAAGGGGGAAGGUGAGGUCUCUUUCAAGGACUUCUAACAAAGGCAAUGCUGUGGAGGUUAAGCCAUCAGAAACAUGCUCCUCAGCAAGGAGGAAAGCAAGUUCUGUUUCAAGGGCUGCUGACAGAAGCAGUGAUCAUGACGAUGAGUCAAUGAGAGCACAAAUCUCUGCUUCAGGUUCAGCAAAGAAAAAAUCGAAGUCCAUUUCGAAGACUGCCAAAAAAAGUAGUGACUUCAUUUUUAAGUCAUCAGAAACACAUACCUCAACUUCAGUCUCAAUGAAGAAUGUGAGGACUGCUAAUAAAAGUAAUGACUUGAAGGAGGAGUCAUCAGAAACACGUGCCCCAGAUUUGAUCACAAGAAAGGAGAAGGCAAGGUCCAUUUCAAGAGCUGCUAACAAAGACUCUGACUUGAAGGAUGAGCUGUCAGAAACUCAAAUUAAUCCAUUUAAGAGACAUGAUGAAAAGACUACAGAUGAAAUUAUCCAAAGGCACCUUGAGGCUGCUCGGAUGAAGCUCUUUGGUUAUAAUUCACCAAGUGAUGACUCUGACUUUGAAUCCAGCAAUGAUUUUGGACAAACUGAAGCUGAGACCAAGACAAUACCAUCUAAUGUUUGGAAUAAAACAUGUACAGAACUUACAAAAGCAAAACAGUCGGUUGCAGUAACUCAGCCCUCUAAGUUCUAUAGUUCCUACUCAGAAAGCAGUAAGACAAACACACAGCAAACAGUGGAACCUCAGACUCGGGCUGAUGAGGUAAGACCCGUGAGUGGGUUGUCUUUAAUGAAGGAGAAUUCCCAACGUGUGCCAACUUCAACUUAUGAGUCAGAAUUAAGAAAGACGCAUGCCGAUGAGAAUGUGAACUGUGUAACACCCAUCUUUCAUUCAGAGAUACCAAGAUUUAAGAUUUUCUCUGAAUGUAACCAGUCUACAGAUGCCAUGAAAAAGUCAUCUGUACACAUUGUAGAUGAUGAUGAUUCGGUGGGGGCAAAAUCACAUAACUCUCAUUCAGCGAGGAACACAACAUUGAACAGUGAACAUGAAAAGAAACAUCACAUUGAAAAAUCGGAGGGGCUAGAUGUUAGUAGUGUGCCUAACUGUGAGGUUAAAAUGCCUGAAGAAGGACAUGGGGAAAUAUUAUCUGUGAAAGCUGUCCUCAAUGAACUGAUACCAGAUGUGUCCAUGGGGAAUAAUCCUAUGUGUGAUGUCCAGGAUGUGGAUGCCAGAAAACAAUUGAUAGAGAAGGAAAACAUCUUUACUAAGACUGCCCAAACUACCCCCACAGAGGUUAUCAGAGGGAACUGUGGUGAGUGCACACCACCAAAGAGAAGUCCACACUUGUCUGUGGAAGCUAUUGCAGACAGACUGACAAGGGAUAAGGUAGCAAUCCAGGCCCAUCCCAUGAAACAGACUCCAGUCUGCCAAUCUAUGACCUACGAAGACAGUAGCUCUGAGGAUUUUCCAGCUUUGCAUCUCAGUUCAGAUGAUGAUACACAGUCUGAAUGCAUCACUUUCUUUCAAGUGGAGUCUGAAAUGGCAAAAAUGCAUGGGGUGGAAGAGGCCACAGCAGAUGUUUCAACUGUCAGGUCAUCACUGAGCACUACCGAAGAUGUAUGCAAGGAUUUGGAACUGACACCUAACAGAUUCAAUGGCGUGGAAUCAAAUUGCAGCUUGUUACACACAGGUGUUGGAUAUGAGAGUGGGAGGCAGGAACAAUCAAAUACCAGCAAAUGCAAAGGAGAGGUAUCACAUACAGUUGAUGGUAAAACUUUGAAAAAGAAAAUGAGUGCAACUUUAAGACAAGAAAGUACCAAUCGGAAGAUAAAGGCUUUACUGGGUGAUGAUGUAAGUCCCAUAAGGAAUCAAAGUGAAGUGAUAGAAGUGUACAAGGAUGUGAAGGGUGGAAUUUUACAUAAACUCUUCACUGUUACGAACAAACAUGAUUCGCCAGUUAAAAAUACUCUGGAAAUUAAGCCAAAGAAAGAGAAACAGAAAGAUCGGUCAGAGAUAAGUAUGGAAGUAGAAAAGGUACAAGAAAAUGAAGUUUCAGUAGAGCCAAAUAUAGCAUGUGAAUCAAACAAAAUGAAAACCACCAAAUCACAUGAAACUUCAGUCAUUGAAUUGAAUGAGGCAGUAGAUAGUAAGGCUACUGCACAUACACACAGUGUGGAUUCCAGUAUUGAGGGAGUGUCAUCACUUGACAAAAGCAUGAUUUUUGAACAGCAUCAAGUGUCUGAUAAUGAGACAUACAUAGGAAUCGUGUAUGCAGGUGAAGGGCCCAAAGGAAAUAAUCUUGUAUUUGAGGACAUCUCCAAUUUUUCACUCGCUUUUGAAUUAGGUGAGGAUUCUGAUGGAGCAGUGAAAACUUAUAAGUGUAUAGUCUCAGAAUUCCAGGAAUUAUUUUGUGCCUUACCCAAACAAUGCACCAGGGAGUCAAAUUCUUUUGAAGGUGGCCAGACUGAUAUCACAAGGAAGAGCUGGUCCAGUAAUUGUAAGAAAUAUAAGAACUCUGACUGUGUUAAAAGUAACAAAGAUAGUCACAAAGAAUUGUUCCACAAAUCUACGAAUGAUAGACUGUACUCAAGGGAGCACAGAACAAGAUCACGCUCCCCAACCAUCAGAAGAAGUACCCACUUUUCACAUGACAGAAGGAGAACUUCACAUGUACACAGAAGAUCUCCAUCCCCAGUUCGCAGGAGACGGUCAUUGUCUCAUAACUGUGGAAGAAGGUCUCAGUCUUUGGAUCACAGAAGAUCAUCAUCAUCAUCAUCGUCUCCAGUAACAUCUACACCUAAAAUGAAGACAUUUUCACCGUUGACUGAGCUCUAUAAUGACUACUUGAGAGACGAGAGAAAGUUUGGUCCUAGUUACAGUAAAAGAGUUCGGGAUUUCAGUUUUAGGAGCAAUGAAAGACUUCCGUUUGGACAGAGGGGCAGGGGAAAAAUGAAGUAUGAUAGGCAUAUUCAUUCUAAGAGAACUUCCAGAGAAUCUAGUCGUACUUCAGCAUCACCUCGUGGAGUAUCUGAUUCUCAUAGCAGAAUGCUGGAUCUUGUCAAAGAACGUGGACCUUCAACUGAGAAGAGGUUCACACAGGAAGUGAGAGCCACAGAAACACGCGUCGGAAGAGGCUUGGAUGACACAGCUUUGUUGGCCAGAAGACUUUCAGCUGCUGAAGACAUGGACAAGGUGCCUGCUAGAGCAGAGACACAAAUUAAAGAUGUUACAGAAGGAAGGCAAAAGGUGCAGGACACUCUUGAGCUUUUAGAGGAGGGAGAAUUGGUAGAUGAUGAUUCACUCCAGGCUCCUAACAAGUACAAAUGUAAUGAUAAACGGGUAUUGUGGCCCCAGAAGUAUCCAUCAUCAGCGGCUUAUGAUGAUGAACAUGUGACACGUGGACUAGUAGGAAGAGUUCGAGCUGAGAACUUCAGUGAAAAUUCUUCCUCUGUUUUAAAAGUAGGCACACGUGCUAACAGCAUCACUUCAGACCUGUCACUUGAGCACAGCAAGUCAGUUGAAGACAAACCUUCACAGGAAACAGAAAAUACACAAAAAAUAUUCCAGAAAGAAGCAAGUUUUGCAGGCCCUUCUAGUGGUAGAGCUCUUCCUCCAAAGAAAAGAAAGGCUUCAUCAGAAGAGCUGCUGGUACCGGUGGGGAAACGAAUACGGACAGAUGGCCCACAGGCUCUGCUCAAAAAGGUGGACUUGGAUCACUUACUAGAUUUUGUUCAUGGUGAAAAGCCUGGGUAGAGCUAUCACAUGACAGUUGCAACAGUGGGCAUUGGCAUGCCAUUGAAAGGUCUUGUAUUGUAUUUUUAUAUGUAAAAUAUUGUCCAGCAAUACAUUUUCCACAUAGUUCCCCUGACUUAUAAUCUCAAAUAACACUUAUUUCAGUGUAUAGCAGAAUUUUCAAAUGAAAGUUACAAUUACACAGGCACAUAUGAAAAUGAAACAUGUUUUUUUGAAUGAUGCAUUGUUUUGAAAUUAUCAAAGUUACUUUCCUUUUUGUUAAUGAAGCUUUACAAAUUUUCUGUAAGAGAAUUCCAAUCAACACCAUGUACUUCAGAAAAUGUUCAGUGAUGCUUGUCUCUGUAUUUGGAUUAAAUUUAUCUUGGUAAAUGCUUCUUUUCACCUUGUUUUGCUACUUUUGACUCAGAACUGUUGAAUAAAACACAUUUUCAUAUCUUUGUAACUUAUUAAUGUGCUGGAUGUCAUGACGAGCUUAGUUUUUGCUAGUGAAUUCUUAAUGAACCUUAUUGUGAUCACCGGCUGCAAGGAUUUAGGUACAGAUUUAGGCAAAAAAGUGUUCUUCUAAUGGAAAAAUAUGUUGCAUCAGGUUCUGCUUUGGCGAUUGCAUUUUUCUGGCCCAGGACAGGGACCGGUGGAGGGCCUUUGGUUAAUUCAGUGAUGAACCUUCGGGUUCUCUAAGCCGUCUAGUUAGUUAGGUUCUGCUUAAAGCUCUGGUGAAACAAGGACGAAGUUAGUUUGGAGUCACUCAAGCAAUUUUGUCUACUACUGCAAUGUAUGAGGGUGUUUCAAAAAGUAACAGCAAAUUAAAUAUUUUGAGAUAUAUAAUUUAAUUAGAGAUACAAAUGAUAUGUCAUUUUUCUACAUAAUCACCCUCCUUUUCAAUACACUUCUCACACCGUUACACCAACUUCUUUAUUCCAUCAGAAAAAAUGUUUUUGGUUCUGCCUUCAGCCAGGAAUGCACCGCUUCUUUGACCUCGUCAUCAUUCCCAAAUCUUCGUCCUCUCAAAGUGUUCUUCAGCGGUCCAAACACAUGAUAAUCAGAGGGAGCAAGGUCAGGACUGUAUGGGGGAUGCUGUAAGAUCUGAAAUCUCAAUCUCCGAAUGGUGUCAAGAGUUGCAGCAGCCGUGUGAGGGCAUGCAUUAUCAUGGACGACUGGAGCGUUGGCCAUCACGGAUUGAUGUUCGCCCAUUUUUAAACUCAUCUACCCACUCAUACACUCUUCUCUCGCCAAUGCAGGCAUCUCCAUACUGUUGCAGCAUUCUUCUAUGAAUUUCACGAGGUUUCACACCCUCCGACCACAAAAAUCUGAUGAUUGCUCGCUGCUCCUCUAUGGUGGAAACAGCUAAGGGCGCCACCAUUUUAUAUAUUCAUUCAUUCCAAUUAAGCACAACAUGCCAUCUAUUGGGCGGUGUCAAAACCUUCUCUAAGAAUGUGUCUUCCCUGCGCGGGAGUUUGAAAUGCCUGGGGUAUUCGUUUCGUGAAAUAUUGUCAAUUUGCUGUUACUUUUUGAAACACCCUCGUAUUUAGCCACUGAGCAAAUCCUUCACUACUGAUUCAUUUGAACCACAUGCAUUAUUAGUAUGAAUUACUCUGUACUCAUCUAUACUAACAUGCCUUACAGAGUUAAGGGUUAGACUGCCAUUCACAUUGCAUUUGGUUAGCGGUACUGAACUCUUGUCACUAACAGCUGACUGGCUGUCCCUAGGCCUAAUACUUGUAACCAUCUGAAUUUUGAUGUUAUUCACUCAAAUAUUUAUAAACUCUAUAUGUGAACUGAUAUGGGCUACUCUGGAUUGAAUUUUAGAAUCGACUUUUCUCAAGCUGUACUGCAUAUUGCCAUUCUUUUCAUUUAAUUCACGUUUAAUUUUGUUUAGAAACCACAUAUCUAGCUUGAUCUAAGUCAUUCCUUUUUCAGGCUUCUACCUGACUCUGAAAUGACUUUUGUGAUUUUCUA
Messenger RNA from Zootermopsis nevadensis, 10038 nucleotides. The record is from RefSeq and is a predicted model, not a curated record. Lineage: Eukaryota; Metazoa; Arthropoda; Insecta; Blattodea; Termopsidae.